AUGCAGAACGACACCGGAGAAUUUGUGGACUUGUACUGUAAAUGUUUUGCCAGCAACUGCAUCAUCAGGGCCCAUACUUCCACCCAGAUUAAUAUUGCAGAGGUCGAUAAGACAACAGGCAGAGUAACUGGCCAGUACAAGACCUACGUUAUCUGUGGCAGCAUUCGAAGGAUGGGUGAAUCUAACGAUGCCAUUCGCAGGCUAGAAAAAGCGGAUUGCAUUAUUUCAAAGAACUUCUAA
This is a messenger RNA of Rana temporaria (common frog), 240 nucleotides long. Its product is annotated as 40S ribosomal protein S21-like. The transcript has a single exon. The record is from RefSeq and is a predicted model, not a curated record. Gene Ontology annotation, molecular function: structural constituent of ribosome. Bases 1 to 240 code for a protein of 79 amino acids. NCBI's taxonomy places the organism in Eukaryota, Metazoa, Chordata, Amphibia, Anura, Ranidae. Gene Ontology annotation, cellular component: cytosolic small ribosomal subunit; ribosome. Gene Ontology annotation, biological process: endonucleolytic cleavage to generate mature 3'-end of SSU-rRNA from (SSU-rRNA, 5.8S rRNA, LSU-rRNA); endonucleolytic cleavage in ITS1 to separate SSU-rRNA from 5.8S rRNA and LSU-rRNA from tricistronic rRNA transcript (SSU-rRNA, 5.8S rRNA, LSU-rRNA); translation.